This is a messenger RNA of Saimiri boliviensis boliviensis (Bolivian squirrel monkey), 3176 nucleotides long. It is a transcript of the gene CENPC, whose product is annotated as centromere protein C. The record is from RefSeq and is a predicted model, not a curated record. Gene Ontology annotation, biological process: spindle attachment to meiosis I kinetochore; kinetochore assembly; attachment of mitotic spindle microtubules to kinetochore. Gene Ontology annotation, cellular component: kinetochore. NCBI's taxonomy places the organism in Eukaryota, Metazoa, Chordata, Mammalia, Primates, Cebidae. Gene Ontology annotation, molecular function: centromeric DNA binding.
UGAGUGUUUCUGUUUGUUGAGGGCGUAGCCAAUGGGCGGCUUGCGUUGUUAGCGCGCGCCUUCCGGACCGUCGCUCUCGUCGCAGUCGCCUUCAACUUGAAGGUGUUACUGGGCCGCAGCCUCGUAGUCUAGUGACUAGUUUCUUGCUCGGCCUCCUGGAGCUGUGGCCCGUGUGGAUUUCCACCUCAGACCUCUGCGCGAGCUCAGCGGGGCCGGAAGAUGGCUGCCUCGGGUCUGGAUCACCUCAAAAAUGACUACAGAAGAAGAUUUUGUCGACCUUCCAGGGCACGGAACAUUAACACAGAGCAAGGCCAGAAUGUUCUGGAAAUCUUACAAGACUGUUUUGAAGAAAAAAGUCUUGCCAAUGAUUUUAGUACAAAUUCUAUAAAAUCAGUGCUUUAUUCAACACCCAAAAUAAAAGACACUUGUAUUCAGUCACCAAGCAAAGAGAAAUCACAUCCAAAGUCAGUUCCAAUUUCUUCAAGGAAGAAAGAAGCCUCUCUGCAGUUUAUUGUAGAACCAAGUGAAGUCACCAACAGAUCAGUUCAGGCCAAUGAAGUUCAUCGGAAAAUUCUGGCAACUGAUGUUAGUUCCAAAAAUACAUCUGACUCGAAAAAAAUGUCAAGUAGAAACAUAAAUGAUCAUCACAGUGAAGCUGAUGAAGAAUUUUACUUAUCUGUUGGCUCACCUUCUGUUCUUUUGGAUGCAAAAACAUCUGUAUCACAAAAUGUUAUUUCCUCUAGUGCCCAAAAGAGAAAGACUUACACUUUUGAAAAUUCAGUAAAUAUGCCGCCUUCAAGUACAGAGGUUUCACUUAAAACCAAAAAAAGGUUAAACUUUGAAGAUAAAGUUAUUUUAAGGAAAAUAGAAAUAGAUAAUAAAGUAUCAGAUGAAGAGGAUAAAACAUCAGAAGGACAAGAAAGGCAACCAUCAGGAUCAUCUCAAAAUAGAAUGCAAGAUUCAGAAUGUGAAAUUCAACCACAAGCUAAAAGUUUUUCAACAUUGUUUUUAGAAACGAUAAAACGAAAAAGUGAAUCCAGUCCCAUUGUUAGGCAUGCGACAACUGCUGUACCUCAUUCAUGCCCUCCAGAUGAUAAGGAGUUGAUAGAGGAUGAAUUUAUAAUAGACGAGUCAGAUAAAAGUUUUGCCAGUAGAUCUUGGAUUACAAUACCAAGAAAGCCAGGGCCUCUGAAACAACGCAUAACAUCUCCGGCUGAGAGUACUACAGUCCUUCAAGGUAGAAAGUCAAGAGAAAAACAUCAUAAUAUAUCAUCUAAGACUUUGACAAAUGACAAACAUUCCCAGAAAGCUCACUCAGUAGAGACAUCUCAGCCCUCUGAUGAAACAGUACUGGAUACAAGUAAUGCUUUGACAGGUGAAAUGGUAAAUGACUGUAGAUCUACAAAAUAUGAAAUGUAUUCUGAGAAUGCAAAAAAAUCAUCUGGAAGCAAAAGAACUAUAAAACAAAAACAGAAAAGAAAAUUUAAGGCUAAACUAGCUAAAGAACAGCUUGACGUGGGACAGUCUAAAGAUGAAAACAUGUAUACAUCACAUACUACCCAAGACAAAUUUCAAAGAAAUUCAGACAGAAAUAUGGAAGAGCGUGAAGAGAUGGGAAAUGAUCGUGCUUCCAAAAAACAAAUGUCACCUUUGGGAAGCAAGAAAAGUAGUCCUAGAAAAGAUAAGGAAGAAUCUAAAAAGGGGCACCUUUCCAGUGAGUCCAAGGACAGACUUGUACCUGAAGAAGUGACUUCAACUGUCAGAAGAAGUCGAAGAAUUUCCAGACGUCCAUCUAAUUGGUGGGUGGUAAAAUCAGAGGAGAGUCCUGUUUAUAGCAAUUCUUCAAUAAGAAAUGAAUUAGCAGUGCAUCAUGACAGUAGGCAAAAAUCUGCGAAGAAAACAAAUCAGUCAUCUAAGAAUAUUAGAAAAAAAACUACUCCACUUAAAAGGCAGAAGACAGCAACUAAAGGCAGCCCAAGAGUACAGAAGGUUUUAAAUGCUAAAGGUUCUGGAGGUAUUGUUGAUCAUGAUGAAAUUUCCAGUUGUCCUCAGAGUGAGCCAUUGGAAAGUGAUGAGGCAGACUUGCUUAAGAAGAAAAAGCUUGAUUGUUCUAGAUCUACAGGAAGCUCAAAGAAUCAAGAUGAUAUUAUGACUGCACAGAAUGUUUCUCUAAAGCCUCAGACGUAUGGAUAUACAUGUAAGACACCAACAGAGUCAAACUUGGAUUCUGAAGAGCAUAAGACUUCAAUUUUAGAGGAAAGUGGACCUUCCACGCUCAAGAAUUAUUUAAUGUCUGGAAAGAAGAAUAAUGAUGUAGAUGAUGAGGAAGUUCAUGGAAGUUUAGAUGACUCAAGAGUAAAACUAUCUAAAGUGAUACCAAAGAACAGAAUCCAUCACAAAUUAGUAUUGCCCUCCAACACACCAAAUGUUCGCAGGACCAAGAGAAUACGUUUGAAACCUUUGGAGUACUGGCGAGGGGAGCGAAUAGAUUAUCAAGGAAGGCCAUCAGGAGGAUUUGUGGUUAGUGGAAUACUCUCUCCAGACACAGUACCAUCUAAAAGGAAGGCAAAAGAAAACGUUGGAAAAGUCAACAAAGGAGCUAAUAAGAAAAGGAUCUGUCUUGAUAACGAUGAAAGAAAGACUAGCUUAAUGGUAAAUCUAGAUAUACCUCUUGGAGAUCCUUUGCAGCCAACGAGUGUAAAGGACCCAGAAACAAGAGAGAUUAUUCUUCUGGAUCUUAUAAGGCCACGAGAUACGUAUCAAUUUUUUGUUAAGCAUGGUGAGUUGAAGGUAUAUAAGACAUUGGAUACACCUUUUUUUUCUACUGGGAAAUUGAUAUUAGGACCACAAGAAGAAAAGGGAAAGCAGCAUGUUGGCCAGGAUGUAUUGGUUUUUUAUGUUAACUUUGGAGACCUUUUGUGUACUUUACAUGAAACACCUUAUAUAAUAAGUACUGGGGAUUCAUUCUAUGUUCCUUCAGGUAACUAUUAUAACAUCAAAAAUCUCCUGAAUGAGGAAAGUGUUCUUCUUUUUACUCAGAUAAAAAGAUGAAAGAUAAACCAAGCUUAAAUGUAUGUGUGUAUAUAUGUAUAUGUAAAAACAGUUUGUAUAGUUGGGAAAUUUAUCUUUGAUGACACAUUAUGUUUUAAAAUAAAAAUUUUAUUCAUUUUUCUGUA